Molecule: messenger RNA, 2462 nt
Organism: Vitis riparia (riverbank grape)
Lineage: Eukaryota; Viridiplantae; Streptophyta; Magnoliopsida; Vitales; Vitaceae
Exons: 2
Coding region: 120-2138 (672 amino acids)
Biological process (GO): defense response to other organism
Molecular function (GO): protein binding
Source: RefSeq, a predicted model, not a curated record
GUGACAACUUUCCAAGUCAAAAGUCGUCCUCAGAUUCUUUACUAAGUUUCUCUCCCUUUAUCUCUCUGAACAGCCUGAGACUUGCCAUUUCCACUCUUCUUCUUCUUCCAAUUUCCACGAUGCCGAUCCGAAGAAAACUUGAGGAAGCUGUGCCAAUUCUGCUUCCCCUUCUUGAUGAAAUGAUGGCAGGUCUCAACAACCAAGACGCGUUUGUUAAAUUGGAAGGGAUCAGAGGGUACUUUGAGGGGAAGAAAGUUUUGUUCCCUAAUCUCAAGACCGUGGAAGACGAGCUCCUGCAGAAAUUCACUGUGCUUGAAGAAGAAAUCGACAACUCUAAGUAUACUAAUACUGAUGCCCCCCAAGGCACUCCCAGAUAUUCUUCCUUGAGGCUUGAUUCCAUUGAAAAAAUAUUCAAAAGCAUAGCCGAUCUUAUUCAAAAAUUCCAAUCCUUGCAGAUAGAAAGCACGGACACGUCCCGAAAAGAAGCCGAGUCAGCGGCCCAUGAGGCGGAGAUUUCAGAAGAAUGGUCUGCAUUAAAGGUGGGGGAUCUCAUUCUUGGCUCCCCAGCAAUGUCUUGUCUGCAGUUGAAUUAUAACAUUCUUGAUGUUCAGAUGAAGCUCUGCCUGCUAUGUUUCUCCAUAUUUCCGGCCAAUUCGGUAAUAAAAAAGAGGCCCUUGGUUUAUUGGUGGAUUGGGGAGGGUUUGGUGGCCAAAACCAAGGACAAGACUGCAAUGGAAGAGGGAGAUAGAAUCUUUGGAGAGCUGAUCAACAAGGGCUUUCUAAUUGCACAAUACAAGCCACGCGACGAAGGCCAAGACAAGAAUCCCAUUGUGGAUAGCUGUAAAAUGCACUCUUGGAUUCGCCUUAUGUUGAUCAGGAUUGCUAGAGAUGCUGAGUUGUUUGAUUCUGAUGCCCCUGGCCCAGGCCCUGGCACCAGAUCACGCAGCAUGUGUUUGGUUCCUCCGACCUACAAUGUUUCUGCAGGGGGUCCUCCACAACAACCAGCUAAUCCGGCCACAGUCACAGAAGCAGGAGCGGGUCCUGAUACAAGUCGUUUAUUGACUUUGUUCAAUGUGAAUGAGCAAUAUCUCAAUAUCCCCCAUGACUGGUUUUCAAAGGAGAACAAAAUUGUGGUUCUUCAGCUUGGGAGGUGGAAGGAUUCAGCCAAGCACCACAAUGAAGUUGAAAAUGAAGACCACAUAGAAGUCGAAAAUGAAGACUUCUUGAAAGCUUUGGGGACCAAGAAGCACUUGAAGUAUCUCAGCCUGCGAGGAAUUUCAAGAAUCACUGAAAUACCUUCCACAAUCCGUAAACUCAUUAAUCUUGAAAUACUGGAUCUCAGGGCAUGUCACAAUCUGGAGAAACUACCAUCUGACAUUUCAUCUUUGAAGAAGCUGACGCAUUUAGAUAUAUCAGAGUGCUACUUGCUAGAGAGCAUGCCCAAGGGCCUGGACAAGCUGAGUUCCCUCCAAGUGCUCAAGGGUUUUGUGGUAGCAACUUCAAGAAAGGGUCCUGGCAGGCUUGGAGAUGUUGCUGGCCUGACGAAACUUAGAAAGCUGAGUAUAUAUAUCCCAAGUGACGCUUACAUUGAAGAGGCAGAGCUUAGUAAGUUGGAGGAGGUUUCAACUCUUCGCAUUCUAUCAAUAACAUGGGGAGGAGGACGAGGAGGAGGAGGAAGAGUGCAGGCUGAAACUGAACCAUCAGGAAAGCCAACAACCACAGAUAGGAAAAAAUCUUUCGCCUCGAAAAAGGACCGUCACCAAGUGCAGAGGACAGACAUAAAGACGAUGGGGUCCUUAUCCUUUCCUCAAAAGUUAGAGAAACUGGAUCUUUGGUGUAUCCCUUGUGAAACCAAGCCAGCUUGGUUAAAUCCUGAUAAGUUAAACAGUUUAAAAAGGCUCUACAUUAGGGGAGGAAAGCUUCAUAGUUUGAGUUUUGAGGGGAAUAACAAGAAGUGGAAUGUUCGGAUUUUGCGUUUGAAAUAUCUACAUGAUUUGCAGGUAGAUGAGGAACAAUUGCGGGGUGACUUCCCACGCCUCAUUCACUUGGAGAUAAAAGAUAAAAUCAUGGAAGGCAAAGGGGAGGAUGAGCAUGGAGGCAGCAGCCAGCAGCAGCAGGACCAGGUCCUGAACAACUGAUCAGCACUUUCUCCAGCUAUUUCAAAAUUCUUGGUGAUUUUGCUUUGCAUGAAAUGGCUUUGAAUCAUGUAUAGAUCGAUAUGAGAAUUGACAUAGGAAAAAACAUUACAUAUGAAACGAACUGUUCCGUGAGGAGUAUGGGUUUAACUGAGUGAAUCUUCAACCCUAACACAGCCAUGUGGGGUGUUGUCAGUCUUGUUAUGCAUGGGAAAUGAAUGUGAAAGAAAAGCCCCUCAGCUGGCAUUAUAUAUGUUUUGAUUCUAGUAGUUGGAACUGUAAAUUUCUAAAAUUACUCAGCUGCCUUGCAAGUUGCAAGUGUGUGUA